Copidosoma floridanum is the source of this 1961-nucleotide messenger RNA. RefSeq names its product DNA-dependent metalloprotease SPRTN (gene mh). Gene Ontology annotation, biological process: DNA repair. Gene Ontology annotation, cellular component: nucleus. The record is from RefSeq and is a predicted model, not a curated record. Gene Ontology annotation, molecular function: metalloendopeptidase activity; single-stranded DNA binding; polyubiquitin modification-dependent protein binding. Lineage: Eukaryota; Metazoa; Arthropoda; Insecta; Hymenoptera; Encyrtidae.
CUUGUUACUUGCCCCCUCUUCCUUUCUUCCUCUCAAAGUUUUUCGUUUUGUUGUUUUGUUUCGAUGAUUUGGAAAAGUUUUUAGAUGCGGAAACGCAGUAAUUGUUAAUUAUUGCAUCGUAUAUAAAAAUUGUAAAGUAUUAAAUUUUCCAUAUUGUAUACUUGACUCGCUUGACUGUCAUGAAAAGUUUCCAUUAGUUGACACCGGAAAAAUGAGUUAUUGGUAUGAUAGGAAAGUGGCGAUAAAUCUAGACAAGCAGUUGAAUGACAUUAAAACCCGAGAAGAUGCUGCGGUAGCAAAAAAUCUUCAAAAUCAGCUAAACCACUUGGGAAUCACUGAGAAUGCUGUGAUCCCACAGGAGAAAAUCAAUUAUCAGCCAAAAUCUCUCAUUGACAAGACUUUGGAAUACAUUGAUCCAACUCCAAAUGUAUUCACACUAUUCGUACAGUUCAAUGAAAAAUUUUUUUGGAAUGCUCUGCUCUCCGUUGAAGUCAAAUGGAGUAAAAAAAUGACAAGUUGUGCAGGCACAUGUACAUUCCAUCCUAGAAACAAAGAAUGUGUCAUUGCACUGAGCGAGCCACUUUUAAAACUGAGGCCUCGAAAAGAUUUGAUCGAAACUCUUCUGCAUGAGAUGAUACACGCCUACUUAUUUGUCACAAAUAAUAAUAAGGACAGAGAUGGACAUGGACCAGUAUUUCAGUCGCAUAUGAACAGAAUUAAUGGAGAAGCAGGAACACACAUAACUAUUUAUCACGACUUUCAUGAAGAAGUUAAAUUGUAUCAGCAGCAUUGGUGGAGAUGUAAUGGGCCAUGUCAAAAAAGACCGCCAUAUUUUGGAAUCGUAAGGAGAGCUAUGAACCGUGCUCCUGGCCCAAAUGACUUUUGGUGGGCCGAGCAUCAGUUAACAUGUGGAGGUCAGUACACAAAAAUAAAAGAGCCGGAGAAACUUGAGAAAACCAAAAAAAUACCUGGUAAUAACAGUGUCAACAUUAUGAAACCUCCUGAAAAAAAUGGUGUGCUUAGUUGGUUGGAAAAAAAUAGCGAUAAAGAUCGAAAUUCUGGUGAAAAUCAGCCACCAAAACCAAGUAGCAAUGAAAAGCCGCGCUUUUCAUUUUCUGGUGUGUUAGGGGGUUCAGGUACAGGAAAAAGUAUUUUGCUGGAUAAAUUUUCAAACAAUAUUCAAGUUAAAACUACCAGUAAAGCUCCUCCAAAUAAGCCUUCAACUACUAAAACUAGUUUACCAAUUAUAUUGAAUAGUUCAAACGAAGAAAGUCAUCCUCAAAAUGAUGCAGCAACCACUACAGUUAGUUGUCCAAAUUGUAGUAAAUUUGUAGAUCAGGCAACAAUUAACGACCAUUUAGAUAUGUGUUUACUAAAUGUUUCAAUCAACUCAAAGGCCAUCCCGAGUACCUCCUUAAAUGUUUCUAAUGAACCAAUUGCUGUCCCAAGUACCUCGGGAAACAAAAGAAAAAGCGAAAACGAUUAUUGUAUACCUAGUAAAAAAUCCAAAAGUAAUUCAGACUCUAACGAAGUGACAUGUCCACUGUGUGAUAAAAAAAUUGUUGCUGACAAAUUUAAUGAUCACUUGGACCUUUGUCUACACAAUAAGUCAGAAAACAAAACAGGAAACGACGAUGUUAUUUUACUUGAUGAGUGCAACUCCAGCUCAGUUAAUUUACAUGACUCUCCACACUUAUGUUUGAUCUGUAAUAAGAAGUUAAAGCCAAAUGAGACUCUGAAUGAUCAUUUGGAAGAAUGUGUUGCUUCUGUGUUUGACGAUAAGGAUGAUGAUGACGUGAUUGAAUUAGAAACUUCAAAGACUGAUAAGCCGGAAGUUUUGGAUCAAUAUCCUUGUCCUGUUUGUUCAAAGUUGGUCAAGGAGUCGUUGAUGAAUGAACAUUUGGAUACUUGUGUUGUAAAAUAAAAAUAACGUUAAAUCAGUAUUUAUAUGAUAAAAUACA